Messenger RNA from Aspergillus japonicus CBS 114.51, 1215 nucleotides. RefSeq names its product MFS general substrate transporter. Gene Ontology annotation, cellular component: fungal-type vacuole membrane. Gene Ontology annotation, molecular function: transmembrane transporter activity. The transcript has a single exon. Lineage: Eukaryota; Fungi; Ascomycota; Eurotiomycetes; Eurotiales; Aspergillaceae. The coding region runs from base 1 to 1215 and encodes 404 amino acids. Gene Ontology annotation, biological process: transmembrane transport. The record is from RefSeq and is a predicted model, not a curated record.
AUGGCGACCCGCCACGGCACUCCCUUCACCGGCGCCUCCUCCGCCGAGAUCACCUUGAUCGGGAGCUUGUCCUCGGCGAUGAUGAAGCUCGGCGCGCCCUUUGUGGUGGCAUGGUGCAAGUGUUUCAGUCCCCGCAUUGUAGUAUACGUGGGCGGCCUUAUAUUCGGGGUGGCCAACAUCCUCGCCAGCUUCGGCACCGCGUCCUGGCACUUCCAACUCUCGCAGGGGCUUCUCCUUGGCAUCGGCAGCUGUCUCUCCUACAUGCCUUCGAUGAUCGUACCGCCAACAUGGUUCUCCGAACGCCGCGGCCUCGCCCUGGGCAUCAUCUCGGCCGGCACCGGCAUCGGGGGUCUGGUGUUCGCCCCCGUGAUCCAGGCCUGUAUCUCCGCCCUCGGCUUCCGGGAUACCCUCCGGCUGGUCGGCUGCCUGUCGACUGUACUAAUCUGCGCUUCGGGCGCCGUACUGUACUGGGAGCCCCGGACAGCAAGCCGUCUUCGUGAGGAAGCAGCAUCGAAGUCGCUGCCGGCACGACUCUGUCGCGUGCCCCUGCCCCCUUGGGCCUUGGUUCGGGAGCGCAAGUUCCUCGCCCAGCUGCUCAACGCGGCGUUCCAGAGCGCGGCCUAUUAUACUCCGGUCUACUACAUCUCUUCGUACGGCCAGACGUUGGGCUACAGUGAGUCUGAGGGCGCCAACUGGACCUCGCUGAGCAACGCGUGCAAUGCGAUCGGGAAGGUCGCCGUAGGCUAUCUCGCCGAUUACCUGGGCCGCCUGAAUUCCUUCUUUGUGGUCACCCUGUUGAGUGCGGUGGGCGCGGUGGGCCUCUGGAUCCCGAGUACGCUGCUGGGGUCCUCGCCGCACGACCUGCCGGCGGCGAAGGCCUGCUUCAUCGUGUUCACUGUUUUGUAUGGCCUGUUCGCCAGCGCCUAUAUCGGGCUGUUCUCCCCGGCCCUGGUCGAGCUCUUCGGUCUUGAAGAAAUGCCCCGCAUCACCGGCAUCAUGUACAUGGUGCAGGGCGCCGCCGGGUUGGUCGGCACCCCCGUGGCGGGGCUCCUGGUGCGCACGUCCAACGGUGAGACCACCUCGCGCAGCUACCUGGAUAUGGCGAUCUUUGUCGGCGCUUUGAUGGUCGCGUCCACCCUGGCGGUCGCCUGGGUUCGCGUGGAGCAGGGAUUUGAUCGUGUUCGUGGGCAUUUCUCGUGGGUGUGGAAGCUCUAG